Molecule: messenger RNA, 674 nt
Organism: Frankliniella occidentalis (western flower thrips)
Lineage: Eukaryota; Metazoa; Arthropoda; Insecta; Thysanoptera; Thripidae
Product: zinc finger protein 593 homolog
Exons: 3
Coding region: 138-560 (140 amino acids)
Molecular function (GO): nucleic acid binding; zinc ion binding
Source: RefSeq, a predicted model, not a curated record
CUCGUAGUACACAGUUAUCAAUAAUUUCUGCAUGUGUAUUGUUAGCUUUGCACGCAGUUGAAAUCAUUAACUUUAACCAAUGCGCACGUGUCGGUUACGACCGGUCCUGAAGUCUUGCGAUUAUUUGUUAAUAAGUUAUGACUUACAAACGUAAAAAGUACCACUACGGUGACACUCAUUUGAAGAAGAAGUGGCGCACGAAGAGGAGGACGAAGGAUCUUGAUCAGAUUGACGAAGAUUUAAAAGAAGAGAACGCUGAGAAACUACUCAAACAGCAGGUUGACACUGACAAACCUGGAAAAGCUCAAUUUUACUGUCUUCAUUGCGCGCGCUACUUCAUUAAUGACCAAGCAUUAAAUGAGCACUUCAGGACUAAAGUUCACAAGCGACGCAUGAAGGCCCUUGAAUUGGAACCAUACACCAUUGAAGAAUCAGAAAAAGCAGGAGGCUUAGGUAAUUAUACAGCUCCUCAAAAACGCAAGAUCGAAACUCAGAAGCCUAUUACAGAGGAUUGCAAGCGUGCCAAACUUGAAGAUGAUGAAAUGUCUGACGAAGCUUGAAUUUUGAAAUUCUGGUACAAUGUUUUCCCAAUCUGCAAGGCUUUUGCCUGUAGCGCGAAGUGUGCAGUACACUGCUGCAGAGAAAUGCAGAAGAGGAUGCACAUCAUCAUUAUA